AUGGCUUCUAUUGAUGACCUCAAACAAUUUGCUAGAGAGCAAGAAAACAUAGCUAGAGGUAAAUUGAAUGAUCAUCAACAAAAUGUUCUUGCAAAAUUGAAACAUUGUAGUUUUCUGAAAGAACGAUAUAAAGUUAUUGCAACAGAUGCAUCAGCAAAUGAUCAAGAUGAUGUGAUUGAAACUUUACCUUCAAAUUUUGACCAAACGAUCGAAUACUAUAAGAACAAUCUGAACGAUAUAAUGGAAUCUUCACUUCAAAUGAAUGAUAUUCUGCCAUUUGAUUUCAACAAUGUGAAACUCGAUGAAGAGAAAAGUGGAGAGUACUACCAAGGAAAAAUUUCGAGUUGCUAUAAGGAAGUAAUAGAUAAAUUCAUCAAGACUUGUAAACCAAUUACCCAAUUUUGUAAAAUUCUACUUGACGUGGCUGAUGAAAAAUGGGUGGAUAAGUUAGGUCUGAGGAGGGCUGUGUUCGUUACGGUAAACAUUCUUGUGAACCUUCUUAUCCCCGUUCAUGAAAUAUCUACUACUUUGACUCAAGCCGUGAAAGAAGCCGAAAUCCGGGACACGUCUGCUGCAAACUCCAACGACGAUGACAACAAGUUAGUGGCACAACAAAAACUAAAAGAAUGUGCACUUCAAAUAAUGAAGAUGGGCAAUAAAUUAAAAGAAGAUGCUGGAAGUCUCCUUGAUGUAAUAAUUGAUGGUUUUGGUUUGAGUGACGAAUUGAGAAACGAAUACUUCAAGCAUGUUGAAAAUUACUACAAAAUAGAAACUUCUCGUGGUCUCAUUCAUUUUCAACUUUGUUCAUAUAAGUUCGAGCAGAGUGAGAAAGUUUCGCAAGAGACUCUGAAGAAUUAUCACGAUGAAGUCACUGUUUUGAAGAGAGAAAUUCAGAAUACUUUCAACACGAACGUACAUGAAAUAUGUGAUGUUUUGAGUGGAUUGACUCUCGUGGAUCAUUAA
Caenorhabditis remanei is the source of this 963-nucleotide messenger RNA. RefSeq lists its product as uncharacterized. The transcript is spliced from 6 exons. Bases 1 to 963 code for a protein of 320 amino acids. The record is from RefSeq and is a predicted model, not a curated record. Lineage: Eukaryota; Metazoa; Nematoda; Chromadorea; Rhabditida; Rhabditidae.